AUGUUCCUCCAGACAGACUCCAAGGUUACAGAAAACAGAGUAAUCCAGAUGUCCAGGAAAAUCUGCCCCACUUCAGUUGUUGGCUGUCAUAUUCCUGUUCUGUCUUGUUUGCUCUAUGGAAACUUAAUCUCUCAGCCAAUAUGACUAAUGAUUAAUGUUACUGUGUAAACAAUGCACUAUUGUUAACCAUUGCAUAGGUUACACAACAUAAAAUAUUACCUUUAACAUGGAGACACAAAGAUAGGGACAGAUGUUGCAUUUUUUUUGGUGAGCUACAGCUGUAAUUAUCUUAAUUUGAUCACCCUGUUGCAGUAUAACUUUCCUGCAACCCAGAAAAUUGAAAACGUUUAGUGUAUUUGAGGUUUAAAAAGGCUUUUAAAGUUUGUAAUGUCCACUUUGAAAUUUCAGACGUGAUUUUCCGUUAUGAAAAAUGCAUCAACGCCUACAAAAAUGUCCUUUAAUUAUAAUCCACAUAAUUAUUCACAUGUACUGUUGCUGCAGGAUUAUUUUCCUGCUGUAGGAAACUGGCUCAAAAUAAGAUCCUACAUCUGUACACACACUAUGGUGCUUAUGAUGAUUGUUCAAUCAUUGUGUCAAUCAAUGUGUUCAAACCGGCCCCUAUUCAAAUAAACCAUGAAUCAAAUAUACACAAAAUCGGAAGUGGUUCCAUGAUUUAUCUUCCAUUAACCCCAAACUGUUUGUUGUGUGUUCAGGAGAAUGGGAAGAACCGCCUGCAGCAGGCCCAGGAGGAGGUGGAAGAGGUGAAGGUGAUCAUGCUAGAUAAUCUCUACAAGGCUGACGAGAGGUCAGGCAAGCUGGGAGAACUGGAGAACAGGGCCGAUGAACUUUUGGAGAAGGUGAUUGUUCUAAGUUUAUGGCUGUGUCCCAAAUGGCGCCUUAUUCCCAGAGAGCUCUGGUGAAAAAUAGUGCUCUAUAUCGGGAAUAAGGUGCCAUUUGGGAUGUACCCUAUAAUAAGAGACGUCUUUAAUGGAACCAAAUCAUGACAAUACAAAACAUUAUUAAUUUGAAGAUACUGACUUUGCAGGUCUUACUUUGAUGAUUCCAAUGCUAUCAUACUGGUAACAUUCAAGGUGCAUUUCAGAGAGACACAAAUAGCACAAUAGGGUUCUCCUUUGGAAUUCUCCGGCUUUGGUGUCUCAUGGAAGUGUUUUCCAAUGUUCCACGGUUCAAUACGAGUCCAGGGAAUAGGCAGGAAAUGUCAUAUUGGUGUCUAGAAAUACACUUUAGUUGGAGUUGGAGGGGGAAAAUAAUGUACAAUUUACAUCCUGAUUGUGGUUUAAGGUGAUAUUUUUAGAAAGGUAUUUCCUAUUGUUGUAAGAUGAAUGAAACCCACUGGUCUCCCUCAGUAUAGAGAGAGGGGUGUCCAGGACGUGCCACAGGGUGCAUGUCCGUCCUGGUCCAUCCUGGGGUCAACCAACCAGGUCACAGCUUUCCCACAUUUCUCCCCAGCCAGGCCGUUACAUCACAACAACCACAUAGUUCUCUGAGGACUCGCUAGGUUGCUGACUAGGGUUGCAUCCCAAAUGGCACCCUAUUCCCUAUAUAGUGUACUACUUUUGACUAGGGCCCACAGGGCUCUGGUCAAACGUAGUGCACUAUAUAGGGAAUAGGGUGCAAUGUGGGACACAGCCAUAGUUCUCUGAGGACUGGCUGGCUGACUGGGUUACUGAGAAAAACAAAACAGCAGUGUUAAGAAAAACAAAAACACCAGUCUAGAUUCAUUGGAAGAUCAUUGGGAAAGUAGCGUGCACUGUAACUAAAGCCUUCUGUCUAUUGAAUUGUCAGAAAAUGGCAAGUUUCAUGACAGAAUAGUUUCUUUCUGGAUUUUUAAAUAUGUACAAUGCAGUGCAGCCUCAAUUGCAGAGAUAAAGUAGAUCCCCCCUCCUCCAUAUUCUGACAGAUAUACAGUGGGGAGAACAAGUAUUUGAUACACUGACGAUUUUGCAGGUGUUCCUACUUACAAAGCAUGUAGAGGUUUGUAAUUUUUAUCAUAGGUACACUUCAACUUUGAGAGACGGAAUCUAAAACAAAAAUCACAUUGUAUGAUUUUUAAGUAAUUAAUUUGCUUUUUAUUGCAUGACAUAAGUAUUUGAUACAUCAGAAAAGCAGAACUUAAUAUUUGGUACAGAAACCUUUGUUUGCAAUUACAGAGAUCAUAUGUUUCCUGUAGGUCUUGACCAGGUUUGCACACACUGCAGCAGGGAUUUUGGCCCACUCCUCCAUACAGACCUUCUCCAGAUCCUUCAGGUUUCGGGGCUGUCGCUGGGCAAUACGGACAUUCAGCUCCCUCCAAAGAUUUUCUAUUGGGUUCAGGUCUGGAGACUGGCUAGGCCACUCCAGGACCUUGAGAUGCUUCUUACGGAGCCACUCCUUAGUUACCCUGGCUCUGUAUUUCAGGUUAUUGUCAUGCUGGAAGACCCAGCCACGACCCAUCUUCAAUGCUCUUACUGAGGGAAGGAGGUUGUUGGCCAAGAUCUCGCGAUACAUGGCCCCUUCCAUCCUCCCCUCAAUACGGUGCAGUCGUCCUGUCCCCUUUGCAGAAAAGCAUCCCCAAAUAAUGAUGUUUCCAUCUCCAUGCUUCACUGUUGGGAUGGUGUUCUUGGGGUUUUACUCAUCCUUCUUCUUCCUCCAAACACAGCGAGUGGAGUUUAGACCAAAAAGCUACAUUUUUGUCUCAUCAGACCACAUUACCUUCUCCCAUUCCUCCUCUGGAUCAUCCAGAUGGUCAUUGGCAAACUUCAGACGGGCCUGGACAUGCGCUGGCUUGAGCAGGGUGACCUUGCGUGCGCUGCAGGAUUUUAAUCCAUGACGGCGUAGUGUGUUACUAAUGGUUUUCUUUGAGACUGUGGUCCCAGCUCUCUUCAGGUCAUUGACCAGGUCCUGCCAUGUAGUUCUGGGCUGAUCCCUCACCUUCCUCAUGAUCAUUGAUGCCCCAACGAGGUGAGAUCUUGCAUGGAGCCCCAGACCGAGGGUGAUUGACCGUCAUCUUGAACUUCUUCCAUUUUCAAAUAAUUGCGCCAACAGUUGUUGCCUUCUCACCAAGCUGCUUGCCUAUUGUCCUGUAGCCCAUCCCAGCCUUGUGCAGGUCUACAAUUGUAUCCCUGAUGUCCUUACACAGCUCUCUGGUCUUGGCCAUUGUGGAGAGGUUGGACUCUGUUUGAUUGAGUGUGUGGACAGGUGUAUUUUAUACAGGUAACGAGUUCAAACAGGUGCAGUUAAUACAGGUAAUGAGUGGAGAACAGGAGGGCUUCUUAAAUAAAAACUAACAGGUCUGUGAGAGCCGGAAUUCUUACUGGUUGGUAGGUGAUCAAAUACUUAUGUCAUGCAAUAAAAUGCAAAUUAAUUACUUAAAAAUCAUACAAUGUGAUUUUCUGGAUUUUUGUUUUAGAUUCCGUCUCUCACAGUUGAAGUGUACCUAUGAUACAAAUUACAGACCUCUACAUGCUUUGUAAGUAGGAAAACCUGCAAAAUCGGCAGUGUAUCAAAUACUUGUUCUCCCCACUGUAGAUGCAUAGGGUCUUGGUAUUAACAUCCUUCUAACUUGAUAUUAACAUCUUAUAAUUAUGUGUUUUCAGAGUAAGGCUUUCUCAAAGUCUGCUGGGAAAGUGAAACAACAGAAAUGGUGGGAACACAUGAAAAUUAAAGUGUUGCUGACUGGUAUAGGGGUCAUCGUGGCAGCCAUCAUCAUUGGGAUUAUUGUAUGGUCAGCGUCUGGAUCUGACGACCGCAGCUCAAACAACAGCUCCACUGCUGUAGAGCAACCCACCCCAGGGCCUUAG
Molecule: messenger RNA, 3800 nt
Organism: Coregonus sp. 'balchen'
Lineage: Eukaryota; Metazoa; Chordata; Actinopteri; Salmoniformes; Salmonidae
Source: the annotation of a GenBank genome assembly